This is a messenger RNA of Lecanosticta acicola, 1029 nucleotides long. NCBI's taxonomy places the organism in Eukaryota, Fungi, Ascomycota, Dothideomycetes, Mycosphaerellales, Mycosphaerellaceae. The record is from the annotation of a GenBank genome assembly.
AUGGCAACAAGGCGGUCUCUGGCGCUCGCGAGCCGCAGAGCGCCCAUCCUCGCCAGCCCUCCUCGAUCCCAUGCGUAUUCAACCGCGCAACCCACACCGGCAGAAUCGACAACACAAUCCCUCAGCCCGCGAUGGCUCUCCGACGCCAAAGCACGCAUCGGGCACUGCAUCACCUUCGGUCUCCAGCGGGAGCAGAAAGCAGAAGCAGGUCGCAUCCUUCAAGAGUUGAGUCGAGACUGGCGCGAGCUGGUCGCGGGCAGUGAAGGCUUCCUCACGAGCCGGGAGAGGCGUUCGAUGUAUCGAUUGCCGGUCGUCUGGGGGGAGCAGGAUCUCAUGGUAAGGAUAUAAUGCCCCCCUUUUCCCCCCGAGACACCUUUGGGGACGUGUUGUGUUGAGCCAAAGGACAGGCAGGCUAAGAGGAAUGUGAUUUUUUGAGGGUCAUGUCAACAAUGUGGUGUACAAUCGCUAUGCGGAGACGGGACGGAUUGGCUGGGCUUCCAAGUAUGCGAAAUACAUUGACCCGCAGCAUGCGGAUGCGUGGAGGAAUCUGUGGACGCCAAAGGGCGAUGGGAUGAUCCUGCGCAAGAUCACGACCGAGUUCAAGUUUGUAAGUGUCCCGGUCUUGUACAAAGUCUUAACUCCAAAUCAUCAAUGGAAGCUCACACGCCGCGCACACAGCCAAUGCAAUACCCGGAUCACGUUACCAUCUACCACAAGCUGGGCAAAGAGCCGACCGAAGCCACCGACACGUUCGAUCUGCACGUGGUGAUCAUCAGCGAGCUCAAGCAGCGCAUCGCAGCGCGGGUGGUUGAAGAUUGUGUGCUGUACGACUAUCGGAAGGGCAAGAAGACGCCGUUCCGGCCCUUCAUGCUCGAUGUGCUACGGGAGACUUGGCGCCUGCAAGAGGAUGCGAAGCGGGUGAAUAGCGAGCGAGUGAUCGGCAUCCUCGACAGGGUGAGGAAGCUGGAGACGGAGUCGUGGGACCGAGCGGACGCUGUCGAGGAUAUGGGCAGCGCCGCCACCACGUAG